AGCCCCCAGUUGCGAUCGCAGCAAGCUGGUCGACCUGUGUGUGCGAGCGAUUUUUCCUUUUCAUUCGUUUUUUCAAAAAUGGCCGAGUAGGACGUAGUUUUUAACCCCUCAGUGCAGUGCUCUCUUCGUCUUCAUGCUCUGUGUGUGCGCUGGUUUUUCCCCCUGAAGAUCCCAGAAGAAGCAAAUUCGAAGGCCAAGAACCUCCCAGAGCGUGUGCGUGUCCGCUGGAACCCGAAAAGAUCCGUCACCGUCGUCGUCGCGUUCCGUCGCGCAAGGCCUACUUUGCUGCGGAAGAAGCAAGGGGGGGUUAGCAAGGAAGCGAAGGAAAAGGGGAGGAACGUGUCCGGGUGGCCGCGGAACGGGAAUUCCGGGGUCUGAUUCCACGGGGUGUCCACGGUGGAUUUUUGGUGCCUUGCCCGGAAGUGGGGCCCGUAAUCCGUGUGCGUGCGUGUGUUGGAGUGUGGUGCGCGACAACACCGCGCGACUCCCGUCACAGAGAUCGAAGCAACCCGGUCCUGCCUGCGUCCAGUCUGAAGAAAGGAAAAGUCAAAAGUUCGGGGAAGAAAAAAGGUUUAAAGUUUUAAACAAGGCGAAAAUCAAUUCCGUUCUGCUGCGAAGUUGCGGGCCGAGGCUAAUUUUUGCUUCAUUUGGCAGAAAGCAAAAAGAGUGUGUGCUGUGCUGCCUUUGCCACUGCUGCUGUGUGCGCGUGUGUGUGUGAGAGAGAGAUAGUGUGCGCGAUAUUUUCCUCAAAGGGGAAAAAUAGCAGCAAAUCCAACAACAACAACAAAAAGAGGUUCCCCCGAAAUUGUUCCGGAAGUUGCCUUAAAAGUUCCUCAGCAGCGCGAGAACCAGUUCCGGAGAGAGUGUGUACUUGCUAGUGCUAGUCUGGCCAGCCGAAGAUAGUAACCAGAUGAGACCAAUCUAAACAGAGCCCCCCAAGUGUGUGUGUGUGACUUAGUGACCAACCAACCAACCAACCAACAAGAAGGGAACAAGAAGAACUCUGACCAAGUGGCUAGCGUGUGUUGUGAGUGAGAACGUAACGAACGCAAUUUAUGUAUUGCAGUAACCAGAGUAGUAUGGCUACUCUGUUACAGCAGAAGAGUUUUAUGAAAAAUCUGACCAAUGGAGCAAACAACGUGGUGGUCGUGAAUGGCACCGACGACAGCGCAACGACAAAUCCGGCGGUCGCGACCGUGGCAUCCGGCGGUUCGGUGGCCUCCCGGAUGUUGCUGCCCCACGAAACGAUGACGAUGCUGAGCCCGGCCGGCAGCACCACGCUCAUCCACCAGCAGCCGCUGAUCCACCAGCAAACCGUGCCGGUCACCACGGCGGCCAGCUUCAACAGCCAGUUCAUCAACCAUCUCCAGAGCAAUCACCAUUUGGCGUUUGGUGGCAGCGGCACGACCGUCGCGAACCCGACCACGUCCAUCCAGAGUCAGUUCCACAAUGCCUACGUCGACGUGAACUCAAUCUUCAACCGCUCGACGUCGGCGGCCACCACCAUCAGCAAUAGCAGCUCGUCCUUUGCGAUGGCCUCACCUCAUCACCACCACCUGCCACAUCUAGUAAGUAACGCUAGUUCCUUAGUGUACGCCAACGGGACCACCCAUCCGGCAGCGGCGGCGGCGUCCAAACACCACCACCACCAUCACCAACAACAGACUGUUCCCGAGAGCCAGACUGCCAACAGUGCGACCUCCGGCGGCGACGCCGUCAAGUCGGAACCCUCCGACGGCGGCUGCCUCGCGGACUCGCGUCUGGCGAAUCAACAAACACCCGCCACUGCCACUGCCACCGAGGACGACGACAAGACCGCCGUCGAGCCGGUCGAGUGCAAGGACGAGGAGCCCGAGCCGGAGAUUGACAUCGUCAUCAACAACGUGGUGUGCUCGUUCAGCGUCCGCUGCCAUCUGAACCUGCGCGACAUCGCCCAGAAGGGCUUCAACGUGGAGUUUCGGCGCGAGAACGGCAUGGUCACGAUGAAGCUGCGCCGCCCGUACACGACCGCGUCGAUCUGGUCGUCGGGGAAAAUCACCUGCACCGGGGCCACGUCCGAGGAUUCGGCGAAGGUGGCGGCCCGGCGCUACUCGCGGUGCCUUCAGAAGCUCGGCUUCAACGUGCGGUUUCGAAACUUCCGGAUCGUGAACGUGCUCGGUACGUGCAGCAUGCCGUGGGGCAUCAUGAUCGUCAACUUUAGCGAAAAGUACAAGAAGGACGCCAGUUACGAGCCGGAGCUGCACCCGGGCGUCACGUACAAGCUGUACAACCCGAAGGCCACGCUGAAGAUCUUCUCGACCGGGAGCAUCACGGUGACGGCGGCCAGCGUCGCGUUCGUGCAGAGCGCCAUCGAGCACAUCUUCCCGCUGGUGUACGAGUUCCGGAAGAAGCGCACCCCGGCGGAGAAGAUCGAGCUGCUGAAGCCGCCGGAGUUUGACCCGGAGGCGCUGAUCGAGGAGGAAUGUGAUAUCACCGAUGCCACGUCGGCCGCGUCGUUCGUCGGCGCCACGGUAGCAGGAGGAGAGGUAGGAGACGACGAGGACUGUUUUGACGGCAGCACCGGCACCGACACCAAAGCAAUAAACCACCACGCCCGGCGAAGCAACCGGAAGUGCGCGUCCCGGUACAGCAGCACCCGCGUUGGCCGGAGACGCCCCGCCGGCAAGGCGGACAACGAUCCCACCGAGGACGCGAUGUACGUGUCCGACGACGAUGACGACGACGAGGACGAUGACAUGAUCGAGAGCGAUUAGAGCGGGGUUAUAAAUGUAGAAAGAGAGAAUGAGACGGCCUGUGCCUCUAGCGGAAGUGAAGGGAGGUUCUUUACUAAUAGUUUCGUUCCGUUUUACUGCUUUACGAUCCUUCUUCCAUGCGAUUCUAUUCCGGAGAUUUUUUUUCCGGAGUUCUCAACUCCAAAGCUCGAGAACUCGAUUGGGAACCUAGAAAUGUGUUUUGUUUAUUUUUUUUCCUGAAAAUAUAACCAAUAAAAUGAUUCCAUUUACUCGACGAAGCUCCGGUGUCUGACUUGAGUGGUUCUCAAUUUGAUUCCGAUCAACGGGGGAAAAAAGGUGGAAAGAAACGAUGGAAGGACCGAUUUCCUUGCCGCGUUCCCAAAACCGAACGCAUUCCGGUGGGCAUUAUUCACACUGUGUAGAUACAUAUUUUGUUUAGGGCAAUCUUGUUUUCACUGUACAACAAAUUUGUGUUUUUUCUUUUCGUUUGUUUUUAUUUCCGUCGCAUUCUUUUUAAAAGAGAUCAAAUUUCGAAUUGCUUCUCAAUUUUGAGAAUUUAUGUUUCGCGCAGAGUCCUGCUUUUCGUGUAUGUUUUUGAGUUUUUUUGUUCUUCAUCGUUACGUAUAUUUUUUUGCGAAAGAGCUGUUUUUCGGUCCAAUGAGAGUUGUUCACUCGCUCAGUGUCGAUUGAAUCGCCUCCGCUCUCUUUUUUCGUUGCGAUUGUUGUGAAGAGAAAGAGAGAAGAGAGCGAAUGCGCUCUGGCACGGCUUGUGAGCGACGUUCGGAGCAAAUCAAACACUGCAAAAUGAUUCCACUGUUUUGUCACAAGCAAAGUUAUCACGGUACAGUUUAAAAUACUUAUGAUAUUGUUUAUUUCGUAGUAGUGUCCUGUUAAAUUUGAACGCUUUUUUUUCUUUUCUUUCUGUUUGUUUGCUUUAUUUGUUGUCAGUUAUUAUCAUUUAGAGAAAAAACUAAAAUUAUCAAAAAACUGCUCCCCAGUUUAAAAUUAGUAAAACGAAGAAAGAAAAAAAAAACGAGUGUCGAUGGAACUCAAACAUGCAAAGAUUUCAAAAACGACUCGAAAAAUAUAUUUUUUUCUCGACACUCGGAGCCGUUUACGAAUGCGUGUGCCAACCAACCAUAUCGCUUGCGAGCGCGUCAAUAUCAGAGAAGAGAAACUUUUUUUUCUUCAAAAUAUCAUGUUUUUUUUUAAAUAAAUAAAGAUGGGAUCAACGUGAAGGUCUUUUUGCUAGUAUUAUUUUCGGUAUCCCGGAACCUCUGAUGCGGCACCUUUGAAUUUUGCAUUUUCUUUUUUUUAUAGAAAUUUGUUGAUCAAUAAAGAUCAUUUUUGAAAAAUUGCAAUAAAAAAAGGCCAGGUGGUCUUAAAUAUGCAGUUUAAAGCAUUUUAAUUCAAAAACUCAACUUUUAAGCUCUUAAACUAAAAAAACAAUCAGAAAAAACAUAAAGUUCAUAAAUUCCUGAAAUCAAAAAUUUCCAAUUUAUAUAUUUUGGUUUAAGUUUCUUCAAUUUAAUUCUAAAAUUCCAACAUUUUUAAAUGAUUAAAAUCCCAUAAUGUCACAUUAUUGAAAUCUUAAAUUCCUAAAUUCUGUUUUUUUUUCAAUUUCCAUUUUUCUGUCUUUCUUUGCUCUUGAGUUAUUAAAUUUAUUGAUUCUUAAAUUUUUGAAAACUGGAAUUUGUUUUCAAAAAGGUCCGAUAAACCAAAUUUCCAUUUUUUGCUUUUUGGGUUUUUUUAAACCACCUUGAAUCAGGGGUAUUAAAAAACACCCAAAAAGCAAAAACUGAAAAUAUGGUUUAUUGGCCCUUUUCAAAAAAAAGAACUCCAAAAUUCUUCAAUUUUGAAAUUCAUAAAUUCUCAAUUUUUUUUAAAACUUCAUUUCUAAAAUUUCUCAAAAACCUUAAAUUCCUAGAUUCUGAAAUUCAUUUAAUGCAUCUUUUGAAAAAUAUUUGCAACGGCCUAAACAAUUCUAAAAAAAUGAACCAUUCAAAAAUAAAACAAUAAAAUUUUAAAACAAUCAAACUUGUAAAUGCUAAAAUUUUAAAAUUCCGUAGCAAGAAGCUAAUACUGAGAUUUUUUAAUUCAUAGAUUUCAUUUUUUUUAAUUAUUCAUGAACUCAAUUUUUAUAACAUGCUGGAAACAAAUUUUUAAAUUCCUAAAUUUUUAAAUUCUUAAAUUCUUCAAAUCUUUAAUUCUCAAAUUGCUCAAAAACCUUAAAUUCAUUAAAUACAUCUAUGUUUGAAAAAUAUUUGCAACGGCCUAAACAAUUUAAAAAAAAUUAAGUUUAAAAUCAUUCAAAAAUAGAACAAUAAAAUUUGUAAAUGCUAAAAUUUUAAAAUUCCGGAGCAAGAAGCAUAUACUGAGAUUUUUUAAUUCCUAGAUUUCAUUUUUUUAAAUAACUUAUUCAUGAACUUAAAUUUUUUAACAUGCUGGAAACAAAUUUUGAAUUUCUUCAAUUUUGGAUUCCUUAAAUUCAUAAAUUUUUAAAAAUUUAAUUCUCAAAUUUCUCAGAAACCUUAAAUUGCAAAAUUCUUAAAUUCAUUAUAUACAUCAAAAAAUAAUAAAUUCCAAAAUUCUAAAUUACUCUUAUUUUUUUUAUUCCAUGGUUUAAAAAAAUUAAAGAUGAACAAUUCUUUUAUAAAAAUCAAUAAAAACUAAAAAAAAUAAAACAAUACAAUUUUAAAACUAUAAAAUAUUAAAUUCCGGAUCAAGAAAAAUCAGCAAAUACUGUGUUUUUUUAUUUCCUAGAUUUAAAUUUUUUCAAAGAUAACAUAUUUAUGAACUUAAUUUUUUUAAUAUGCUGGAAACAAAUUUUUAAAUUCGUCAAUUUUGAUUUUUUUACAUUUUCAAUAAUUUUAUUUUUGAAUUCUCAAAUUUCUCAAAAACCUUAAAUGCCUAAAUUCCAAAAUUCAAGUCAUAUUUUUUAUUUCAUAAUUUGAGGGCAAACAGUUCUAAAAAUGUAAAAUUAAAAACAAUUUUAAAAUAUAAAAAUUAAAACAAUCCAGAUUUUUAAUCGAAAAUGGCGUUCGAAUGGUGAACGCCCGAAAUGUCAAAAUCACGCAGUGUUAGCAACAUUAAGGGUGUAAUGGCAUGAUCGCCACAUUUUUUUUUCUAAUGUUGGUGCUACUGCGUGGUUUUGACAUUUUGGACGUUCACCAUUCGAACGCCAUCUUCACUUAAAAACCUGGAUAAAAUUUUCAAGUGCUAAAAUUUUUAAAUUCUGGAGCAAGAAAAAUCAGCAAAUACUGAGAGUUUUUAAUUCCCAGAUUACAAUUUUUUUUAAAGAACUUCAAUUUUUUUAACAUGCUGGAAACGAAAAAUUGGAAAUUUAUGAAAUUCAAAAUUUAAAAAAAUAAUUCAUAAAUUUCAUCAUUGAUAUCUUUCAUUUUUUUUCUCUCAAGGUGAGAGCUCAGUGAAAAUCGCUCUCUUUUUUUAAUUUCAACAUGUUGCAAAAAUUCAAAGUUUCGCAAAAGAGGCCGGAUUGUGAAACAAAUAUAUCCAAAACGAAGCCAAGUCAAUAUCACUAGUUUUUAUUGAAAACUCAAAACACCGAAUAUAGUUUAGGAAAUUUAAAAAAUCAACAACAAAUCACACACACUCACUCUAAAGAUAGAAAUGCGAUUUGAGGAAAUUGCAUUAAAAAUUCAAUAAAACAUGUCAAUUCUUGAUUAUGGUUGAGAGAUAUUCUCUUAAUUUUGUUUCUGUUUCUAAACAGCGCGCUUUAUUUUUUCGUUUUACGUUGCAGCUUUUGCAUAUUGAGAAGAAAGUCAAUCCGAGAGAGAGGGAGAGAGUUGGUGGGGAGAAUAUUAUUGAAAAAAAUAUUACAUUAAAUGAAACCACAAACACAUACAAUCAAAAAAAGAUUGAUAAAACUACUUGCAGCAGCAUGCUGGGCGUGGAAACGUGCGCGAAGGAAUUUGAACUAAAGGUGAGGGCAGCAAAAAGCAGUAGUGAAACAUAUGAAACAAGAAAACAAAAGUGCUUUUUUGUAAAUUAUAUGAUAAUAUAUAUACGCAAAUAACUCGUAAUAAGAAUGGAGGAAACAAUUUAAGAGUAAAACAAAAAAAAAACUAAAAUCCAACAACGGGUUACGUCAGUUGAAGGAUUCGAUAGAAAUAGCAGCAACAGCAGAGCGAGCGAGCGAGCGAACACACGCAAGAGAGAGAACAAGAUAAAAAUAACUCAUAGGAACGAUAAGCAACACAGUAACGAGCCUUUCCCCCCCUGUUUGAAACAAUGAAAACAAAACAAAAAACUACUCACCUUUACUCAUACUAAACAAUGACAAAAUACACGAGAAAUUUAGUCCCAAAAGUCACUUACCACAGUAACCUAUGAGGUUCCUUCCCCCUCCAACCGUCAUAUUUGUCCUAAUCUUCUGUCAGUUUCAUCCACUGUGCUGAAAACAAUAACGUUAAGAAAGUAAACAAAAAAAAGAUGUUAAGUAAACAAAAAAUAACGUAAAGCAUGGAACAAGUGGUAGAGUUUAAACAAAAAAUCAUUCAAAGUAAUAAAUAAAAGAAAAUUGAAAGUAACGAAAACAAAAAAAACACAAGAAAAGAAAAUUGUAAGAGUGUAAGUGACAAACCAAAGACUUAUAAGUAAUUUAUAAUAAAGAAAAAGAAACAUGCAGAAACAAGAGUAAAGGAAAACACUCCCAAACACACACACAUACAAUACAUACACAUGUGAAAAUCCUACUAUAGUGACAGUGGAAAAGAAUAAAAAGCAUAAACAAAACAACUCUUGUGGUGAAACAGAAGAGAAAAACCUAAAAAAUAAUCAAUUAUUACUGCAAAUACAACAAAAAGAAAAACACACAAACACUCUUAAAAAAAUAGCUGUUAGCAAAAGGUGUAUUCGAAAAGAAACAAAAUUUGAAACGAAAGGCCAACCACUCAUAUUCUCACACACUCAAACACAAUCACACACAAACACACACAUCCAAACCAAUGAACCCAAAACACUAUCGGAAAUCUCAGCCAACAUACCUUUUUUGUUUGUUUGUUCAACGGUCGAAACUUUGGUGAAAAGAAAAGAAUUAAUAAGAAUAAACACAAUGAAACACGAAAAAACAAUGAGAACGGAGCAGAGCACAAUUGGUCGUGGUCGCGCGGGAAAGUGAUAGAUAUCGUUAUAUAUUCAAUUAACAUAUUUAUUAAAAAGAAAAAACAAGCAGCUGUGCAAAAAGCUGCACUUUAAAACAAAGAAAACGAAACGUAAAAAAAAGUUACAACAAAUUGUCUUUUCUAAAGUGCCCAUAUCACUUUCCCUGUGGUUUGCAGAAAAAAAACGGAAUAAAGAAUAAUUAAAUGGAAGAAAA
Molecule: messenger RNA, 8070 nt
Organism: Culex pipiens pallens (northern house mosquito)
Lineage: Eukaryota; Metazoa; Arthropoda; Insecta; Diptera; Culicidae
Product: TATA-box-binding protein-like
Exons: 4
Coding region: 1056-2753 (565 amino acids)
Biological process (GO): DNA-templated transcription initiation
Molecular function (GO): general transcription initiation factor activity; DNA binding
Source: RefSeq, a predicted model, not a curated record